Messenger RNA from Pneumocystis jirovecii RU7, 1950 nucleotides. RefSeq lists its product as uncharacterized. Bases 1 to 1950 code for a protein of 649 amino acids. Lineage: Eukaryota; Fungi; Ascomycota; Pneumocystomycetes; Pneumocystales; Pneumocystaceae. Gene Ontology annotation, biological process: mitochondrion inheritance. The transcript is spliced from 2 exons. Gene Ontology annotation, cellular component: mitochondrial inner membrane. The record is from RefSeq and is a predicted model, not a curated record.
AUGUCUUUUUUUUCGUCAUUUAUAGUUCAAAAAACGUGGAUAGAUAGAGGAGAUUUCUUUUUAUCUUUAAAUCAUGAAAAAUGCUUCAACUCAUGUUAUGAAAAUGACAAAAAAUGGUUAAAAAAUUGUUCUUUAAAGAAUAGAGACAAAGAUUCUUGUUUGACUACAUAUUUUUCAUCAAAUCACUUUUUCAGGGGAAAAGUAGGAAUAAGAAAUAGCUUUUUUAAAACAGUACACUCUCCACAUGGUUCUAGAGCGUUUUUUCAUAUUAAAAGUCGAAAUAUAUUAACUCGUCAUUCAGACCAGUCUAUAUAUAGUUUUUCAUUAAAAUCGAUUCCUAAUAAUAGAGGGUAUUAUUCUAAAGAAGAGGCGUUAUUAUUAAAUACAUCUGGGUUUUUUGGACGUUUAAAAAUUCAUAUGAAAUAUUGUUUAAUGAAACAAAUACGGCCGUUUAAUAUUGAUGAUAUAAGUGCAAUGUUUACAUGGCUCAUUGCAUGUAACAUUCUUUGGAUUAUUGUUGGAACAACUACUUUUUUUUCUUUAGUUUUAGCAGCAAUUAAUAGCGUUUCUGCACAAGAAUAUUUAGCUACUAAAAUAGGAAAAUAUCUUACAAAGGAGACUGGUAUUACUGUAACCUUUGAAUCCGCUAUUGUUCCAAAAUGGAGAGAUGGGACCAUUUCAUUUAAAAAUGUUUAUAUUUCUAGAUCUUCAUAUAAUCAAAAUAUAAAAAAUAAUGUUAGAAAAGGGACGAUUUCGAAAGCACCCAGAGUAAUUGCAAAGGAGGACAUAAACAUUGAGAAUUCGUGUUCUGAAGAAAAUUCAAAUUAUGUACUUUUUGAUUUAACAGUUGAAGACAUUAGUGUAGUCUUUUCUUUUGUUAAAUGGUUUAAUGGAACUGGUAUUAUUAAGGAUAUAGAUAUAAAAGGCGUUAGAGGGGUUAUAGAUGCUUCUAAAGUUUAUACAGAUGAAGAAAAUUUUCCUUAUGAUCCAAAAUUGUUUCGAGGAAAUCAUCAAUUAGGUGAUUUUGAAAUCGAAAAUUUUCGACUUAAAAAUGUUUUAGUAACUAUACAUCAGUCUAGAAAAUUUCGUCCAUUUAAUGUUAGCAUUUAUAAUUGUGAACUUCCAAAACUUAGGAAACAAUGGUUGUUAUAUGAUAUUCUAAAUGCAAAUACAAUUUCGGGUUCAUAUGAUAAUUCUCUUUUUACAUUGCAUCCAUGUCAAACGGUUUCUCAUGAAUUGACUAAAAAUGGUGAAAUGUUCAAAAGAACACGUCUUCGAGUAGACAAUGUUAACAUAGAUCAUUUAAAUGAAGGUGUUGAUGGUCCUUUUGGCUGGAUUACUCGUGGAUACGUUGAUUUUAUUUUAGAUUUUGUAUUCCCUAAUGGAACUAAGAAUGAUGAUUUCAAAAAAGUUAUGCACAAUAUUGUUGGUAGUAUUGAAGCCACACUUAUACAGCAAGAAAACCAAGAGAAAAAAAGAUCAUUUAUAUCAUUGAAUUUAGUAAAUGGUAUAAUUCCUGAACUAUUAAGAAAACUCACUCAGUAUAAAAAUUAUCAUGAUUUACAAAUAACAAGUACUGAAGAAAUGACUAUUGAUAUUAAAAUGAUAUUGCAUGGAGUUAAAGCAAAUGUUCCAUUAUUCGCAAAAGAAUUGUCAUAUGUUAGUAAUGCAUUUAUUCGCCCAAUCGUGGCGUAUAUUAAUUCACAUCAUGCUUGUAUACCUAUUACUUGUAAAGUUAUUAAAAAUUUGGAUGAUUUUAAUGGUAGUUGGACUAUUUAUGAUAGUGGGUUAAUGAAUGAUCUUUCAAAAGAGAUUUACGAAGCAUUUGCGAAAAUGGUAGUUGAUCAAGAUAUUAAACGGCAUUGUAUACGAACUGUAUCUGCAUGGUCCCUUGAAAUGGCUGUUCACGCCAUUCUCUCAAGCUUGAAAGGCAUUAUUUCAUCCUUCUAG